Molecule: messenger RNA, 1572 nt
Organism: Salvelinus namaycush (lake trout)
Lineage: Eukaryota; Metazoa; Chordata; Actinopteri; Salmoniformes; Salmonidae
Product: synaptic vesicular amine transporter-like
Exons: 15
Coding region: 1-1572 (523 amino acids)
Biological process (GO): aminergic neurotransmitter loading into synaptic vesicle; transmembrane transport; xenobiotic transport
Cellular component (GO): terminal bouton; synaptic vesicle membrane
Molecular function (GO): serotonin:sodium:chloride symporter activity; xenobiotic transmembrane transporter activity
Source: RefSeq, a predicted model, not a curated record
AUGGGAAGAUUAGACACUCUGAGAGAAUUUAAUUUAUUGUCAUGGAUGAGAGAGGAAAGACAAUCGAGGAAGUUGACCCUGGUCAUCGUUUUCAUCGCCUUGCUGCUGGAUAAUAUGCUUCUAACGGUGGUCGUCCCCAUCAUUCCCAGCUACCUAUACACAGUUGAUGAUGCAGCAGCCAACAUGGCCAAGAAUCACACCACGGCCUCCCCACACACCCCUUCUGGAACCUUCCAGACCAUCGUGUCCCUCUAUGACAACUCUGUCAGGGUAACCAGCGGGGGCCCAAUGGACUCCACACCCAUACCCUUGGAUCAGACGCAGGCGGUCUCUCUUUCCACCUCGGCUCUCACACCCCACAACUCCACAGAGCCUGACUGCCCCAAAGCAGAUGACCAGCUUCUCAAUGAGAAUGUGAAAGUGGGACUACUUUUUGCCUCCAAGGCCACCGUACAGCUCAUCACCAACCCCUUUAUUGGGCCUCUCACCAACCGAAUAGGAUACCAGAUCCCCAUGUUUGCCGGGUUCUGUAUUAUGUUCCUGUCAACCAUUAUGUUCGCCUUCUCAUCGAGCUACACUCUGCUGUUUCUGGCCAGAUCCCUGCAGGGUGUGGGCUCCUCCUGCUCCUCCGUGGCUGGGAUGGGGAUGCUUGCCAGUGUGUACACAGAUGACGAGGAGAGGGGAAACGCCAUCGGGAUAGCCCUGGGUGGUCUGGCCAUGGGCGUGCUGGUGGGCCCACCAUUCGGCAGUGUCAUGUAUGAGUUUGUGGGGAAAACGGCACCUUUCCUCAUUCUGGCUGUUCUGGCUGUGCUGGAUGGAGCACUGCAACUGUUCAUUCUCCAACCCUCAAAGGUGGAACCAGAGAGCCAGAAAGGGUCCUCACUUUGGAGCCUUAUUAAAGAUCCAUACAUACUCAUUGCUGCAGGAUCCAUUUGUUUUGCAAACAUGGCCAUCGCAAUGUUAGAGCCAGCGUUGCCUAUUUGGAUGAUGGAGACCAUGUGUCCAAGAAAAUGGCAGCUAGGCGUUGCCUUUGUGCCAGCCAGCAUCUCCUACCUUAUUGGAACUAACAUCUUUGGCGUCCUCGCGCACAAGAUGGGGAGAUGGCUGUGCUCUCUCAUCGGGAUGGUCCUCGUGGGGGUUAGCAUCCUCUGUGUCCCUUUCGCUAAGGACAUCUAUGGACUGAUACUUCCGAAUUUUGGUGUUGGUUUUGCAAUUGGCAUGGUGGAUUCCUCUAUGAUGCCAAUCAUGGGAUAUUUGGUGGACCUGAGACAUGUGUCAGUCUAUGGCACUGUGUACGCCAUUGCUGAUGUGGCUUUCUGUAUGGGCUUUGCUUUAGGUCCGUCCGCUGGAGGCGCCAUAGCGAAGAGCAUUGGGUUCCCCUGGCUCAUGACCAUCAUCGGCGUCGUGGACAUCCUCUUCGCUCCCCUCUGCUACUUCCUCAGGAGUCCUCCUGGGAGGGAAGAGAAAAUGGCCAUCUUGAUGGACUCUAACUGCUCGAUGAAAACCCGAUCAUACUCAACACAGGGGAACACAGAGUACGAAGAGAUGGAGACAGAGUACGAUGAGUAUUAA